CGGUUUGGACGACUGAGCAGCUAUGCUACCCCUCUUACUUGGAUGAUCUUUCCACCUUAAGCCACUCCGGUGUCUUGUAAGAUACCGAUCAGCCCAAUCCUCUGCCACACGCUCCAAUCCUUUCCGGCACCCUCGUGCUCCGCAGCCCUCUUCAUUCUUCGCCCUGGGCCGGUGCAUUGAAGUUCUUUAUCAUCUCUUCACCCCUUCCGGCUUCAAUCCCCGUUAUCUGCCCGCAUAUCACUCCUUCCUGCUAAUGGACGUGUUACCAACCAAGAGUUGCACAUUUUAGCCUCGACCAACUCUGACCGUCUUAUGCGUCAACCCUGACCAUGAUUUCUCAAUUUGAAGCAGGCAUCCAGCUCCGAGAGGCAACACCGCGAGCCUUCUCACCGGACCCAGACACUCCCCGCGGCCGCAAGAGACACCGCAGCCUGACGAGAUGUGACUUGGAAGCCAUUCACUACGGUGGUACUGGGGAAUCCAGCACGCUACGGGGACGGCCCCGCCGACGAUCGACUUCGCCAGUGGCACUGUCGUCGAGAGCUUCUUCACGAGCCAUUCCGGACACCUCCGUAUCUCCUAUGAGGAAGCGUCUCCUCCGCAUCGUCAUCCUCGAUCGGCGACGGAAUCAGAGUCCCUCCCGGUCCCGAUCACCCAAUCACCAACAGGCCCCACCCCGACGCCGACAUCGAACGCGGAGCCGUAGCCGGACCCAUACCAAGGAGAUGUAUCAAGCGAAAGAACAGUUGCCUCGGCCCCGGAAAGAAAAGCUAUAUGUGAUAGCAGACAAGGCAUCCCACGACUGAUUAAACAC
This is a messenger RNA of Colletotrichum destructivum, 814 nucleotides long. RefSeq lists its product as uncharacterized. Bases 330 to 806 code for a protein of 158 amino acids. NCBI's taxonomy places the organism in Eukaryota, Fungi, Ascomycota, Sordariomycetes, Glomerellales, Glomerellaceae. The transcript has a single exon. The record is from RefSeq and is a predicted model, not a curated record.